Exaiptasia diaphana is the source of this 3313-nucleotide messenger RNA. Its product is annotated as collagen alpha-1(II) chain. The transcript has 11 exons. The record is from RefSeq and is a predicted model, not a curated record. Lineage: Eukaryota; Metazoa; Cnidaria; Anthozoa; Actiniaria; Aiptasiidae. Bases 160 to 1713 code for a protein of 517 amino acids.
AGAAAGUGAUCAAAGAAAUAAGAUUUUCGUCGAACUUGUGUUCUUGUGGACUAAAAAUCGGUUUGUUUAUACGUGGUUGGAGGAUAUUAGAAGGAAUGGUUCUCAACGUGUAAAUUAAUCAAAAGCUUCUACAAUUUACAAGAAAGGUUUUCAAUAGCCAUGGAAUCCACAUCCAGGUUUUUCGCCUUCGCUAUUCUUCUACUGACAUGUUAUGGAUCAAGCGCACAAAAAUUCAGGCUUAAAUCAAAUGCUGAUGGAUCCUUUCUAUUGGUCCCAGCCAACGCCACAGUGGGCAGUGAUAACGUAUUAGUUGAUUUAAAGAAUUUAGCUCCUAUUCCUGUAAAAGGCAGUACCCAGGAACCACCUGGUACAAAUUCACAAACACCACAGAUGAUUAUUUCGAAAUUGCCUAAACCUGCUGCUAAUCCAGGUCCAUCGCCAGCGCCUGUUACUGCAGCAGCAACCGCUGCAGGGCAGACAGGGGGAACAACGCAGACGCCCACUACAAAACCUCAACAACAGCAACAACAGCAACAACAACAACAACAGCAGCAGCAGCAACCAAACCCUACUCCUCCGGGAGGAGUUGUUGCGCCAUGUGCUGGUCCCUCAUGUAAACCAAAACAGAACAUGAUGACCCUUGCGUUGAAAGGAAAAGAUGGUGCCAAAGGGAAACCAGGCGAGCAGGGACCCCCUGGACCACAAGGACCCCCAGGUACGCCAGGAAAAAAGGGUCCGACAGGUGAACCUGGAAAAUGUGAGCCAACACCGUUCAAUUGUUCUCCUGCUGUUUUAGCAACGCUUCAAGCUAAGAUAAUUGCUCUUGAAAAGCAAUGUCAGAAUAUUGGAGGAACAGGAGGCGGCGGAGGACCCACAACACCUACAACCCCACCUACACAGAAAGGACCACCCUGUGUCAUAGGAAGCUGUAAAGCAAAUCCAGCCGCAAACUGUCAAGUUAUUUUCCUUCAACUACCAAACUCUUCAAGUGGACCCUACUGGAUAAGAGGCUCCAAGGAACCGUUCAAGACACACUGUAAGAUGAUGCGAAAUGUUCAUCAAGACAUCCGCAAUCCAGAUAACGCCGAGCCUCCAAAGGGAGGCUGGACACUAGUUGCACGCAUCAAUGGGGCCGGCACGGAAUUCUCUCCAAUCAGCGACAACUGGUCAAACAACGUCACCUUCAACGAAGACACGGCCAGUGAUAUCAGUUCCAGUUCGUCUAUGAAAAAUGAUGGCUGGUUGAGUUUAAAAAGCAACGCUAUUUUAUUGUGCCUCACUGGCGCUGACUCGGGCUGCGCACCAUUCACUCACAAACGCGGAAUGACAUUACGGGAAUUGUUUAAAACACAGUUUGGUGUUGUUCCCGAGGAGCAGUACUCGUUUGCUACACUGCUAAAAGGAUUCGGCAAAAGUUGUGAUCUAUCAGUAUUACGACAAGGCUGGUGUGGACUAAACAUGGCUAAUACUUGCAAUCCAAGAAGGGACAAUCCAAAUGAUAAGCCAGUACACACGACUCAUAUCGUACGCUUGGGCUGUAUUGGGGAUAUACAAGCUACCUGCUUCCCAGAUGACUAUGCGCUGGGGGUGGGGGUGAGUAGUUGUAAGGAUGGAUACGGCUGCAGUUCUGUAGGAAUGUCCAAGAACAUGCACUAUCGUUGUAAUUACGUCCAUGGUACUUUUAUGCAGACAGGAUUUCUGUACGUCUUAUAAACUUGACAAUUUCAUACUGCCAGUCAGUUUAUCCUAAUUAUUUAUAUCAAAGGAAAUUAUAUACAAAAUUGAGUUAAUUACACAAAAACUCAUAGACAAUUUUAUGUACACCUUUCAUAGACAAUUCAUGUACACCUUUAGUAUAUCAACAAAUUUCACCAAUCAAUAGAUGGUUUAGACUCUGGACUUGAUGAAAUAACUAGAUUUGGAAAAAGGCAGUUUUUGCAACUUAAGAUACACAAUUCAGAAAGGACAUUUUUCAGCUCCAAUGAUUUCCGCGGUCGUUACAACGUUAACCAGAGAAGAAUUAAAACAAGAUUGUUAUGAAUAAAAGCUUUCGUUUAUGACUUGCUCCCUUCUCUACCAUUUGCGAAUCAAAAAGACCGCGAUCGCACACAAAAUAUCUUAAGUUGGUCUUUGGAAAAAAGUCUUGAUAUAAUUAAACGGUUACUCCUCUAAGUGCGACGGGUCGACAUGACCUUAUGAAAAUCGUCAAAAAUAUAUAUUUAAAAAAGUCUGAAAUCGUUCGUAUAUCGCAGUUUGUGUGGACAUACGUGAGAAAUGCCUAAACUUAGUAGUUGAAAUGAUGCAAGACUCAGCAUCACAAACUUUUACAUGUAAAAACACGCGCGUUAUCAAAAUUAUUAACCUUAGUAUAAUAUGGUUUAAGCCGACACAUUUUACUGUCCAGUGCCACCCAGUAACUGCGCAUCGACGACAUUCAAGUCGUCAAAUUUAUUAGGUUAACGUUAAUUAAGCCAAUUCAGAUAAGAUAAAAAAAGUGAUUUAUUGGAUAUUUUGGGUUUAAUUGGAAUAAAUCCUAAAGAUUUUUGUGAGAAAUUCUAUUGUGAAAAAUUAUUGUACGAAAUGGCUUUUGUACUUUACAAUAUUAUAGUAUAAUAUUAGCAUCGACCAAACUAUGGAUUAUACAAAUUAAUCAUUCUCCAUGGCUACUCAACUACAGCCUAUUCACGAUCACUUGAAAAAAAUUACAAUUAUUUUACUGCUCUUUUGUCAAAUUCGUCCAAUAGUUUGGUGAACAAUUAGACUUGCCUGUCUAUAGACUACAAAUGGACUAUAAGUUGAUAGUCCAUUCUGCCAAUCACAACCGCAAGGACUACCAACUUGUAGACCACUCAACCUUGUGUUGAAAUUGUUUACCAUGACUGUUACCAUUGCAUGCGAUCACAUGUAAGGGCCAGCUCACACAAUGACAUAAGCAUAAACAGAAGCAAAAGCUGGUUCACAUUUGACAUAAGCAUGAGCAACUCCUUAUAUUGUGAUGGUUCACACCUGUAGUUUUCAACACAGGCAGUAGCAUGGAAACAUAUGAAAAUGGAAAAGAUUUGUAUUUCUUAUGUUUCUGCUUAAAUGUCUACCCAGGUUCAUCCACUAUUGUGAACCAACCCUAAGGGAUAGCUCACACAAAUAAUAUACUGUAAGUAAGAAGAAGUGGAAAAAAAUAAUUACAUGCUGAUGUCUUAUUUCACAGGAUUGACUUCUUUAUUCAUGAAUUAUGCUUGUAAAUGCUUAUGGCAUUGUGUGAACUAGGCCUAAAGAAUAUUAAGAAUACCUAUUAAACUGCCUGAGGAUAACAACU